This is a messenger RNA of Mya arenaria, 1039 nucleotides long. RefSeq names its product cytochrome b5 domain-containing protein 1-like. The transcript is spliced from 4 exons. Bases 71 to 718 code for a protein of 215 amino acids. NCBI's taxonomy places the organism in Eukaryota, Metazoa, Mollusca, Bivalvia, Myida, Myidae. The record is from RefSeq and is a predicted model, not a curated record.
CGCAGUUACUUCCCCUACUUUUCCUGUUUACAUUGGCAACGAAUUUUUGAGAGAAGAUUUUAAAAAAAAUAUGACACGUCCAAAGUAUUUCACCCCUAAUGAGGUGGCAAUACACAACACAUUAGAUGAUCUCUGGGUAUCAUUCCUCGGAAAAGUUUACAAUCUGACCCCACUCUGCGAAAAGUAUAAAGGGGAUGUACUGCUGAAGCCAAUAGUACAGGCUGCGGGAAAAGACAUUUCACACUGGUUUGACCCAAAAACAAAAGAUAUCCGCACCCAUGUUGAUCCGCUGACUGGCUGUGUAAUCCCAUACUGCCCAAAUGGUCGAUUUCUCCACAUCCCUCCUCCGUUCCCAAAUGCUGACUGGGCAAACGAUUUUGGGCGACCUUGGUGGAAAGAUGACAGCUACCUUGUUGGGAUAUUGUCCAAAAAGACUCGCAUGAUCAAAAUCAUCAACACUCUUACUUCACAGGAGCAAGUUAUUGAGGUCUGCUCAGAAGAAAUCAUGACGGAGAUCCUUGAGCGAUACCUUAAAUUCAAUGCCCACGCUGCAAGUUACACCUGGAAAUAUGACGGACGAAAUCUUGAUAUGAACAAAAAUCUGGAAGAGAAUCAGAUACAGGAUGAUGACGAAGACUUUUACAAACUGAGCAUGAACGAUGACACAUUCCUACAGUCGGUACAUCUGUACUUUAACGAUGACCUAACAGAGGCUUAGGGUCUCUGUGACGUGAAAUGAAUGCGUUGUCAAAUAUAAUUGUUAUGUUGAAAAUUUGUUUGAAUCCUUGUGUAUUACAUACAGUUCAUCUUUGGGAAUACUUUUUAUAGUGACAUAAGAAUUUACAGCAAUGCCUAUUAUGUAGCAUAUAAAAUAUAUAUAUGCAAAACGCCGGAAUAAUAAAAUAAUACCUUUAAAAUUGCAGAUACAUAUACAGACUAUUAAAUAUCGUAGAAAGAUUGUAAUUAUUGUAAUAACUCGUGGAAUUGCAUUUUUGUUUGUUGUACAUUAUUUGUUAAUAAACAAUUAAUUUUUAUAGUC